This is a messenger RNA of Rosa rugosa (rugosa rose), 1723 nucleotides long. RefSeq names its product cytochrome P450 736A117-like. The record is from RefSeq and is a predicted model, not a curated record. Gene Ontology annotation, molecular function: heme binding; iron ion binding; oxidoreductase activity, acting on paired donors, with incorporation or reduction of molecular oxygen. Lineage: Eukaryota; Viridiplantae; Streptophyta; Magnoliopsida; Rosales; Rosaceae. The transcript is spliced from 2 exons. Bases 36 to 1658 code for a protein of 540 amino acids.
AAGGCACCCACAGAGAGAGAACUCAAAGAAGAAGAAUGAUAGAGCUGACGUCGACCCAUGAAAUCUCCCUUUUGAUGGAAUAUUAUUUCACCCUCACAUUAGUGCUAUGUGUGCCCAUUUUCUUCGUUCUCUUUCGCAGAUGGUCCUCCGUUACUACCAAAAAUCCACCACCUUCUCCACCAAAGCUCCCUUUCCUUGGGAACCUUCAUCAACUAGACUCACAUCCUCAUCGCUCACUCCAAGCCUUAGCUCAUCGCCAUGGCCCCCUCAUGCUCCUCCAUUUUGGAAGUGUCCCAGUCCUUGUUGUCUCCACGGCUGAGGCUGCGCGUGAGGUCUUGAAAACACAUGACCUCACAAUUGCCAGCAGACCAAAGUCCACCGUCUUUAAGAAGCUUCUCUACAAUUACAAAGAUAUGGCGUCUGCACCUUAUGGUGAGUACUGGAGGCAGUUGAGGAGUAUAUGUGUUUUAAAUCUUCUGAGCACCAAAAGGGUUCGCUCUUUUCGUGCAGUGAGAGAAGAGGAAACAAAAAUCAUGAUCAACAGGAUAGAACAGUCAUGUAUAUCCUCCUCCUCAAAGUCAUCAGUCGUGAAUUUAAGGGAGAUGUUUGUGAUGCUUACUAUUGAUGUCGCCUGUAGAGUGACUACAAGGAGGAAGUACAGUAGCAUCGUUGGGGAAGAUGGUAACAAAAUAUUGUUUAAGGAUCUUGUGGGGGAGUUUAUUGAGUUAUUGGGAGGUAUCUAUAUUGGAGACUAUAUCCCAUGGCUCGCUUGGUUAACUCGUGUCAAUGGUUUGGACUCUAAAUUAGACAAGGUGGCUAAACAAUUUGAUGACCUUUUAGAUCGAGUGAUUCAAGAUCAUAUCGACCAACGUUCAAAGAGUGGAAACAUUAAUGGCAAUGUGAAUCAUACCGAUGAUCAGGACGAAAACGGCCAAAAGGAUUUCGUAGACGUUUUACUUGGGAUUCAAGAAGACAACUCAUCAAUUGGAUUACCUAUUGAUAGAGUCACCGUAAAGGCUCUCAUCAUGGACAUGUUUUCCGGUGGCACCGAUACAUCAUAUACACUCCUAGAGUGGACAAUGGCAGAGCUUUUGAGACAUCCAAGAGUAAUGAAAAAAUUGCAAAAUGAGGUCAGGGGAAUAGCGGGAAACAAAUCAGAGAUCACCGAGGAUGAUUUGAAUGGUAUGAACUACUUGAAGGCUGUGAUCAAGGAAACUCUUCGCUUACAUCCUCCGUUAACUUUAUUAUUCAGGAUUUCAACUGAAGGUAUGAAAAUAAAGGGUUAUAACGUUAAAGCCAACACACAAAUUAUAGUUAACGCAUGGCAGAUAGGAAGAGAUCCUAAAUCAUACAACAACCCAGACAAGUAUGAACCGGAGAGGUUCCUGAACAGUGAUGUAGAUUAUAUAGGGAAUCAUUUCGAAUUUAUUCCAUUUGGGGCUGGAAGGAGGAGCUGCCCCGGAAUUCAGUACGCCGCUAUGGUUAAUGAGAUUGCUUUGGCAAAUUUGGUGCACAAGUUCGACUGGGUAGUGGCUGGUGGAGUAGGAGCCCAUGAUAUAGACAUGACUGAAUCCACCGGCGUCAAAACACAAAUGAAGUAUCCUCUCAAAGUCGUUGCUACCCCCUAUUCAUAUAAAAUCAAGAUAGAGGAAUUGUAGUUGUUGCCUUCAGUUUCAUUGGUAUGAAACUAUGAAUAAUGUAAUUUGCUUCUUGCUUUCGGUGA